This is a messenger RNA of Fonsecaea pedrosoi CBS 271.37, 1821 nucleotides long. RefSeq lists its product as uncharacterized. Gene Ontology annotation, biological process: transmembrane transport. The transcript has 15 exons. Bases 1 to 1821 code for a protein of 606 amino acids. NCBI's taxonomy places the organism in Eukaryota, Fungi, Ascomycota, Eurotiomycetes, Chaetothyriales, Herpotrichiellaceae. Gene Ontology annotation, molecular function: transmembrane transporter activity. The record is from RefSeq and is a predicted model, not a curated record.
AUGGGGUCCAAGCUUGACGGCGACGAUGAAAACGCAGGCACGGCGGUCCAAGUUGAAUCCUCCUCGACUUGUUCGACCAAAGAGACGUCGCCGCCACAGCCAGCGGCCUCUCACAAGAUCUCACUGUCGACCUAUCUCGCAAUCAUAUCAUUCUGGUUUCAUUAUGCAGCGGCCAACGUGGCCACUGUCAUGAUCUCGGCCGUCAUUGCAAAUAUAAAUCAAGAUAUAGGCCCAAGCCCCGUCUACACAUGGCUUGCGUCAAGUCUGGCUCUGGCCUCGAGCAUUAGCGUAGGAGUUGCUGGGACUGUGACCGACCUCACCGGACGACGAGGAUAUUCGAUCCUAUUCGGACUCGUUGGGAUUGUGGGAUGCAUCGUGGCUGUCACGUCCAAGAAUAUCAGCCAGUUGAUCGGCGCCAACGUCCUCGUCGGUCUCUACAUCGGCUCCAGCGAGAACAGUCUAUCAGCCGUUUCGGAAUUGGUGACGCACAACCAACGCGGUGCUGUCAUGGCUUGUUUCAAUGCUGGGAUCGGCGUCUUUACCGUCUUUGGUUCCUUGAUAGCUCAUGCCAUGGUGAGGAAUGGAUCCUGGAGAAGCAUCUAUUACCUUGUCAUCGCCCUGGACGUGGCCGGCACCGUCGCCCUCUUCUUCCUAUAUCAUCCACAAGCUCCCUUGGCCGGGUUCAGCUCGUAUCGAUCAUUGAUCAGGGGCUUCGAUUGGUUCGGCCUCCUGGGACUAAUGACGGGCCCUACACUCCUACUCCUGGCCAUCACAUGGCUGGGUGGAACAUACCCGAUAUCAGAUGUUCGCGUGUUGACGACGUUGAUCAUUGGCAUCGUCGCGAUUGCCCUGCUCGGAGUCUAUGAGGCCUUUGUGCCCGAGAAUCCCCUCCUCCAUCCUCAUCUUUUCCGCCGUAUCCGGACUUUUACUCUGAUUCUCAUCGUCACCAUCGUGGGAGGCAUGCUAUACUACUCGCUCUUGUCCUUCUUCCCCCUCUACCUGUCCCUGAUCUACGUCAACGACCCCUCGGACGACAUCAAGAUCGGGGUCUACAACAUCCCGUUGCAAGCGGGCAGCUUGUUUGGUGGGGUGACCACCUUCUGGGCCCUUCCCAAGCUGCGAAAACCCCGACCAAUGCUGAUCAUCGCAGUCUUUGUUCAGCUCCUCUUCAUCGCCCUUAUGGCUAUACCUAAUCAAAACCAACGACCAAUGGCACUGGCAUUCUCCUUUUUUGGAGCUGUAGGGCUCGGAUCAUCUGUCUCUCUCUCGGUCCUCCUGAUCCAGUUUUCAGUCCCGGACAAAUACAUCGGUUUCGCAGGGGGCAUGCUGUCGCUGUUCCGGUUUGGCGGGGGCGCCGUCGGCACGGCCGUCUACUCGUCCAUCUUCUCGUCGAGGAGCGCCGACAAGGUCCCCGCCUACGUGGCCGCGGCGGCACUGCGAAACGGCCUGCCGAGUUCGUCGGUCGAUCAGCUCUUGGGGGCCAUGUUGACCGCGACGGGGGGACCCGUCACCGACGUCCCGGGAUACACGGCCGAGAUUGGCGUCGCGGUCAGCCACGCCGUCAAGUCUGCGUACGUCGCGUCGUUUAGAUACGUCUGGCUCUCGUCCAUCGCAUUCGGCGCCGUCUCUCUCAUCUGCACCAUCUUUGUCAAAGACCUCAGUCACCAGCUCAACGACACGGUCGCCAUCAGACUGCAAAAGGAACAACAACAAGAUCAACAAGAACAACAAGAACAAGAACCCGUCGCGGAAACGGAAACGGAAACGAAAACAGUCGUGGGGAAAGAAGACGACGCCGAUUUGGACACCAAGACGAAUUGA